Molecule: messenger RNA, 3899 nt
Organism: Misgurnus anguillicaudatus (oriental weatherfish)
Lineage: Eukaryota; Metazoa; Chordata; Actinopteri; Cypriniformes; Cobitidae
Product: carbonic anhydrase 4
Cellular component (GO): plasma membrane
Molecular function (GO): zinc ion binding; carbonate dehydratase activity
Source: RefSeq, a predicted model, not a curated record
UAUUAGAAUAGAAGAGGAGAUCAGACUCUCUCUCAGGGUCACUUUUGAAUGAAUCAGUGUUAUUGCUGGAGUCACAGGACGCUCACAAUGAAGUGUCUCAUUUCACUUUACCUUCUGACAUCAAUUCUGCAUUUAUCCAGCAGUGCAGAUUGGUGCUACCAGACACAAGUGAGUUGUGGUGGACAUUGUAAAGGUCCAGAGCUUUGGAAGGACGUAAACAGAGACUGUGGAAAUAACAGACAGUCACCGAUCAACAUCGUGACAAAGAAAACCAAACUGGACGAGCGUCUGACGCCUCUUAAAUUUAACGGUUAUGAGACCAAAUUCGACAGCAUCAUAAAAAACAACGGUCACUCCGUUCAGGUGGAUAUACCCAACAACACACCUACAGUGUCUGGAGGAAACCUGGGAGACACAUAUAAAGCCGUUCAGUUUCAUCUUCACUGGGGAACAAAGGGAGGACCCGGAUCUGAACACACUAUUGAUGGAGAACAGUAUCCUAUGGAGCUGCAUAUCGUCCAUAUUAAACAAAGAUACAACAAGAUAGAGGAUGCAUUGAAAGAUCCAUCAGACAUCGCAGUUCUGGGAUUCUUCUACGAGGUAUCAAACAGCGCAAACAAAGGCUAUGACCAGCUUAUAGAUGCCUUAAAGAAAAUACAAAACACGAAUGGAAACAUGACUCUUCGAAAGAUCUCGCUUAGCCAGUUCAUUCUGUCAGAGGAGAAAAUGACUAAUUAUUACCGUUACGAUGGAUCUCUAACCACACCAGGCUGCAAUGAAGUCGUGGUCUGGACUGUCUUUGAAAAUCCCAUUCCUAUCAGCAAAGAACAGCUUGAAAAAUUUUCAUCUCUGAAGUUCCAUGAUGGGAAGACAAUGGAGCUAACAUUUCGACCUGUACAGUCUCGUAAUGGACGCGUAGUGUAUCGGUCGAGCGGUCAGGUGGUCGUAGUCAGCGCUCUGCUUCUCUUUACGUCCAUCACUACAGCGUUCAGUCUCAUCUGAACUAAAGGCGACCCGAUCCAAACGACCACAAUGAGUUCUCAUCAAAUCAACGGACCAACAAGAGAAAACCCAAACUACAGAAUUACAGCACAUCAAAUGACGAAUAACAUAAUAUCUACAGGAAACUACUGUAGUUAGUUAGUUAGUUAGUGUAGAAAUAAGUCUUGAUCUGACAGUGACUGCAUGACUUGUGCUCUCAGUAGUGUUGGACUAAAGUCUGUUAGCACCUCUGUGAAGGGCUGGCAACAAAGAAAUGCAUGACCUUUCUGUAUCAUAGACACACACACACAGGUUAUAUUUACAGCAUGAUGCUGGAAAGCUUUUGAUCCAAGUUUCUGGAUAUGUCCCAUAUAAAUACACAAACCAAUACAACUACACACACAACUUCACAAACCUGAGCUCCAUUACAACAUACCAGUGGCUAGUGGCAUAAACUUCUAAUGUUGCAUUCACACCAGACGCGGAAGAGGCGGCAAGCGCGAGGGAUUUACAUGUUUACAUAUACAAGUCAAUGCAAAGACGCAAAUCGGCAUCGUGCGGUACACACAAAUGGCAUGGUGCGAAUGGCCUAAUGCUGCGUUCAGACCAGCCACAGUAGAGGCGUCAAGCGCGAGUGAUUUCAAUGUUAAGUCAAUGUAAAGACGCGUUGACGUGCGUCUGGAGGUCUCACGGCACGAUGAGGCAUUUAGAUGCGCGAUAGAUGCGAUUCCGCCUCAUUUGCGCAUCUAGUUCGCGCGAAUUGAGCGUUGCCGCGGAAAACGCACAAGUUGAAAAUGUUAACUUUGGCGGAAAAACGCACUGCGUUAACUGAUCAGGGGAUUGCUCUAGUACUGACGAGAUUACAGGAAGCGAGCGGAGUCGCAGAAGCCUACGGAAGGCCCUCCCAUGACGCAAAUGUCCGCGUGAAUGUCUCAAUGACUACGAUUUCACGUGCGGCUUUCAGGCGCAAAUGAAGCGAGUAACCUAAAAAUGUUCAAGCGGCAAACUAGAUGCAGUAGAUACGAAUUUGACGCAGCUGGUGUGAACCCACGGUAAUGCGCGACGGCGUGUUCCGCGUGAAUUAAGCGUUGCUGCGGGAGACAUGCAAGUUGAAAAAUCAGGAGCUUGCUCUAGUAGUGACGUGAUUACAGGGAGCAAGCCGAGUCGCAGAAGCCCCUCCCAUUAUGCGAUUUUCCACGUGAAUGUCUCGAAUGACUAGAAUUUCACGCGAAUUAAGCAAGUAAACUCAAAAUGUUCAAGCGUCCAACUACAUGCGAAUAGCACGUUUUUGCUGCCGCUACCGCGGCUGGUGUGAAUGAACGGUAAGACUAGUCUUAAAGGGCAUGUACACUAAAGCGUUUAAACGUGGCUAAAAAAUGGCAUGUGGACACAGACUGUAGGCACUUUCCAGCUUUUUUCAGGUGAGCGCUUUGGUUGCUAUGAUACUUCUGCUUUUUUAUCAGUCGUUGAACGAUGCGCCGGUUGGUUGUUGGGAUAUUAGUCCCGCCCAUCCUCUGCUGUGAAAAGACGGCCAAGUGAGUAGUGACAUUGAUUAGCUGAGCUUUUCACCAAAAGUUGAACAUUUUUCAACUCUCUGCAUUCAGCGUGGAAUAACCGUUGAGUGCUGGCGCUCAGUGCGGACAAAACCCGUCAGCUUCUGUCGAAUGGAAAAGCGCGGCACUUCCAUUGGAAACAAUUGAAAACAUACGCCAGGUGUGCACAUCCCCUUAAAAUUUGUCAUUAGUCAGUAUUUUUUUCUUGAAGACUGAUCAUAACUGUUUUAAGUAUGUUACAUAGAAAGAUAAGUCUAAUUUAAAUCCAAAUAGUAAAACUGAUAAGCUCUCACUAAUUGCUAGUUGGUCAGACCAACAUGAUCUAACAAGAAUUUGUACGUAUUUCACAAGUUCGCUAAUUCGUAAGUGAAUCGUACAAAAACAUACAAUUUUUAUAAAAACCACUAACGAAACCCCACCUCUAAUGUUUCAAAUCCACUUGACUUUCAAGGCGAUAUGAAUGAUAAUGCUUCAUGAUAUUCUGUUUACCAUCAUUUUUACCCCCUGCAACAUGAGAGUGAGAAAAUGACAACAAAAUGUGACCUGUUUCCAGUCCAAGACUGUGUAGACUAUGGCACUUCUGCGUUUAACAAGGCUGUGCACUUCUCAAACAGCUGAAGACUCUUUGUAGAUUGAUGUUAAACAGUCUUAAUAAUGUUCACGACACACCUACACAUGAUACACCCGGAUAUCUGGAUUCUCUAUUUUGUUAUAUGGAAAACAUUUCAGGUCUUUUGUGAGGACACAUGACUUGUGUUAUUUUUAGAUUUUGUGGGUCUUAUAUAUAUAUAUAUAUAUAUAAUAUGGAAGCCCAUUUCCACCACAUAAGAAAAAAAUCAUGCUCUGGUAAAUCAUAGGUGAGACAAAAAGUAGAAAUUAUUACUUUUUAUCUCAUAAUUAUGACUUUUAAAGUCAAACUUAUGAUUUUUCCCUUCAUAAUUAUGAUUUAGCAGAGCAUGAUUUAUUUUCGUUUGUGACGGAAAUGGGCUUCCAUACUAUAUGCACUGAACAAUGAACAAAAUGACACUGUAUUAGAAUAGGAAUGAAACUAUUUUCUAAAAAAGGCAGAUGUAUUCCUAUGACACAUUAUGUUAACUUCACUUUUUACACAAGUAUGUUUUGAUGUUAUUCCCAUGGCUGCUGUUUUUAGUAUUUGUGUUUUUUGUACAUGAAUGCAUGGUAAUGGAUCUGAUGUUUCUUUCAGACAUUACAUUUAAAUUCAAAGCAGAGCACUUCCAUUGACUGCAGUAUUGUACCUUUGCACACUGUGUCAUGCAUUUGAUGUUAUGAUAUUAUGAUUGCCAAUUUAAAUGUGAAUGCUGAUGAUGAAUUUCAGUAUAGAAAUAAACUACUGUAUUUCCUUUU